AUGGAUCAACAUUGGUUAUAUCCUCCAACUCACCAACAAACAUGGACUCCAUCGAGAGGACUUAAACGCGGAAUUUCAGAAAGUGACUGUGAUGACGGAUCAAGCCUUUCAUCAAAGGACCAUGCCUCGCCUGGCGAAUCAGAUCCCUGCCAACUUGUAAGUCGCAAAAAACGUCGUGGAGUAAUUGAGAAGAAACGCCGUGAUAAAAUCAAUAAUUCGCUUGUUGAAUUGAAACGCUUAGUGCCAUCAUGCUUCGAGAAACAAGGCUCCUCAAAACUGGAAAAGGCAGAAAUUCUCCAAUUAACAGUGGAUCAUUUGAAAAAUUUACAUGCUAAAGGAAACGAUCCUUACGCUUAUGACCAUCAACGUUUCGCUCUCGAAUACCACAUCACCGGAUUCCGUGAAUGCGUUUCCGAAGUUGCCCGUUAUUUAGCCACAAUUGAAGGUCUCGACUUGCAAAACCCUCUCCGUCUUCGUCUCAUGUCACAUUUGCAAUGCUUCAUGGCUCAACGAGAACUUUCCGCUCGAUCAACUGCUUCAUCCGCCACAAACGCAUACGCCGCCUGUCCUCCUCCCGUCGCACCUCCAACUGUUUCCUCGACACUUUACCAACAAAGUUACCAACAAAUGCCGCAAUCGAUGCCCUCCGUCGCUGCCACACACAUUCCGCGCCCCCUUUCGCACGAAUCCGAACAAGUCACGAGCACGUCAUACAACAACAACAAACAACUCGAACAGGAUGCCGGGGGACACGUUUCGCCCGUAAAUCACCAAAUGCAAGGCACGCCAUACGGAAAUGCGGAAAGUCAUCAUCACAUCGAGCAUCAUCACGGAUCGACGUAUAUCGAUUUGACGAAUAGCCGGAAUAGUUUUCAACCGUAUGCGACGACAUAUCCGGGCGAGCAUCCCGCCUACGCGAAUCAAGCGACGUACAAUCACAACAGUUCGAAGCCUUACAGACCGUGGGGCGCGGAAAUGGCUUAUUAA
Culicoides brevitarsis is the source of this 987-nucleotide messenger RNA. It is a transcript of the gene Hey, whose product is annotated as hairy/enhancer-of-split related with YRPW motif protein. Gene Ontology annotation, cellular component: nucleus. Bases 1 to 987 code for a protein of 328 amino acids. The transcript is spliced from 3 exons. The record is from RefSeq and is a predicted model, not a curated record. Gene Ontology annotation, biological process: anterior/posterior pattern specification; regulation of neurogenesis; regulation of transcription by RNA polymerase II. Gene Ontology annotation, molecular function: DNA-binding transcription factor activity, RNA polymerase II-specific; RNA polymerase II cis-regulatory region sequence-specific DNA binding; protein dimerization activity. Lineage: Eukaryota; Metazoa; Arthropoda; Insecta; Diptera; Ceratopogonidae.